CACACCUGUCCUCUCCCUCUAGCUUCCCCACCUAAUAAUAGUCUACUCAUUCUCACAUCUCCUCCUGCAAAAAGAAAAGGAUUUUUCAGUACAGGGGGAUUCGGUGCUCGUCCCCUUCCUCCUCUCCUCUCUCCCUGCUUCUGAUGCUGCUGUCCCAACUGUAGCAGUAGCCACCACCUUCUCCAUCUCGUCGGCUCUGAUUAGAUUUCUUGAUGUCGUGUUAGCCUUUCCCUGUUCCUUUAGCUAAAGAAUUUAACGGCAGUGGGGCAGAGACGGAUUGAUGCCAUUGUUCGAUUCUUUCUCCUCCUUUUGCUUCCUUUUAAGCAUUGCUUUUCCUGGCCAUCCUUUUCCAUUCCCAUUUGUUUUGUAGGCUAGCUGCCAUAGCCUUUUUCUCGUCUUCCAGGGCUAGUAUCUCAGUAUCUCCACUUGCUUCUCAUUCUUAUAAUCGUCGUCGUCGUCUUCCUCUGUGAUCUGUGGUUGCCUUCUCUGCUUCGCCUCCAUUUCUGUUCUUGGCUGCUUGUUCUUCUUCUUGGGCGUUGUUAGCCAAGAAAGCGAAUUCGUUUCUUUUUUUCUUGAGCGAUUUGAGCUCGGUUCUUUCUGCUUUGGACAGCGAUUGAGUGAAUGAGUGAGUGAGUGAGUGAACUCAGGGCCUUUCCUGCUUUCUUCAUGGACAGCUCACUCUGCACAGCUCAAGGUUCUUGCUGAGUGAAGCAGAGAACUUUAGCUGCUGCCGCCAUGGAUAGGGCGUCAAGAUCAGGUGUUCUUUCAGAGACGGCUUCUUUCGCCGACACUCCGAGGUCCAUCUAUUCGUCCUGCAAUCUCCAGCAUCUUCAGUCACAGAGUAUCCGGAAGAUACAUGAAGGUGCCUUGGAUAUAUCGCCACGAUUCUCCUACUGCAAACCUAAUGCUAGUCAGGACAAGAUACUGCACAGAAGAUUCUCACUUAACUUGCCAGAGCAUAUGCCAGGCCAUUACUCCAGGACAGUAACUGAAAGAAAUCAAAAGGCUGCUUCAAAGUCCAUCACAGAUCUAGUCGUGGAGAUUGCGGCCCUUGAGCAGGAAGUCGUCCGAAAGGAAUUGCAUCUGCUAUCCCUCUAUAGAAAAGCAUUUGAUCAGUAUUUAUCGGAGUCUGGCAGUGUUACGAGUGAGGUGGAUCAAGAAUUGCUGAAAAACAUUGACGAGGGUGCCCUUCGUUUGAAAGACAUCAAGCAAUCUGCAGCCUUCAACUUACCAAUAGUCUCAGAUACUAAAAGUGAGGUAUCAAGAUCACCUUCAAGGCAUUCCAGCCUUGUUAACUUCUUGAGUGCAUCUAUUUCUGAAUAUGUACCCAAGAUCUCUUGCAAACUAUCAGAAGACAUUCUGAGCUGCAUAGCUGCUGUCUACUGUAAACUCGGAAGCGUGCCACUGCAAGAUAGCGAAUACAUAACCUCCCCCAGUCCUUCUGUUUCAUCUUCAAGUACUUUUUCUCCGAGGAACCGCAAUGAUAGCUGGAGCCCUCGGUACAACUUCGAUAUCACCCCGAGCCCUCGCCAAUAUGGAUACGAGAAAGAGAAUAAUGAACAAAAGAACAUAGGCAUGAUAAUUGUCCCAAGGAUACGAAUAGAUGCUGACAAGUUUGAUUACGCCUCAAAAAUGCUUGAGACUAUCAGGUCCCUGAUUCAACGGCUUGAAAAAAUUGACCCAACAAAGAUGACACACGAGGAGCAACUCUGCUUUUGGAUUAACAUCCACAAUGCUUUAGUCAUGCAUGCAUUUUUGGCCUACGGGCUGCACGAUAAACGCAUGAAAAGCACGGACAUGAUUCUGAAGGCUGCGUAUAAUGUUGGUGGGCAGUCAGUAAACGCUCAAAUAAUCCAGAACUCAAUUCUUGGAUGCCAAUCCCAUCGUCCUUCGCUGUGGGUUCGGGCGCUGUUCGCACCAACGAAGAGAUCCAUGGCAGGGACAGCCAGGCAUCCAUAUGCCCUUCAGCAUCCAGAGCCAGUUGCUCAUUUUGCCCUCUCCACUGGAGCAUUUUCAGAUCCACCUGUGAGGCUGUACAGUGCGAAGAAGAUACACCAGCAGCUGGAGGUGGCGAGGACGGAGUUCAUCCAGGCGAACGUGGUGGCGAGGAGGCAGGCGCUGAUGCUGCCCAAGGUGCUGCACUACUACGCCAAGGACGCGGCGCUGGAGCUGCGGCAUGUGGUGGAGCUGGUGUGCGAGAGCAUCUCGGAGGCGCAGCAGCGGGAGAUCCAGCUCUGCCUCAGGAGGAGGAUCGACAAGUGCGUCGAGUGGCUGCCCUACAAGUCCUCCUUCAGAUACGUUGUACAUAGGGACCUGGCCGAGUAGGCAUGCAGCAAAAAAGGAUUUGGGUUCGUUUUAUUCUUCUUCUUCUUCUUUUCUUUGUUUUCUUUUCUUUUUUGUUUGAAAUUCAAAUUUCAAAUUGCGGUUUGGAUGUGCAGUGCUGUCUCGUUGUGGUGUAAGUAAAAGAACGGAUUUCUGGUGAGGGCAAUGGCGUGGGUUGGGUUUGUAAUGGAUUUUGCGUUGUGUGUGUAUGUGUGUGUAAAUAUAGGUGAUUUGUGAGUUGUGAUGCUAAUAGUAUGGCAGUGUCGACAACUCGACAAGAAAGGGGAGAAAUAUUGGUAACUUUGUCACAGUUCGAUUUUGUCACGAGUGCCAAAACUUUCGCCACAAAGUGAGAGUAUGACAUGUUGAACAUGUAUUCUUAGCUUAACUUCCAGAACAGUAUGGCAUGUUGAAUCAUGUGCUUAAUAAAGUGUAGCUUGUCUUAGCUUAUA
This is a messenger RNA of Oryza sativa Japonica Group (Japanese rice), 2774 nucleotides long. RefSeq lists its product as uncharacterized. NCBI's taxonomy places the organism in Eukaryota, Viridiplantae, Streptophyta, Magnoliopsida, Poales, Poaceae. The record is from RefSeq and is a predicted model, not a curated record.